AUGGACUCUGUUGUUAACUCAAAUCAAACUUAUGCUCAUCAGGCUGAAACAAAGGAAAAUUCUAUGUUGAAAAAAAAAUUAACUAAAACUAGUUUUGAAAAUAAAUUACAGAUUUUUCCACCUAUAUCUCAAAUUUUAGAAAACAACAAAAAAUGUUCAACGUUUGAUAUUAAGGUACCUAGUACAAAAGCUGAUAAUAAUUCUACACAAAUAAAAACUACUGGCUCCGAUGAGGAAAAGUUAACUACUAAUUCUGAAGUCCAGAACAAAAAAAAUGAAACAUUUUCUAAUUCUUCAAUUAAUAAAACAAAUUCUGAUUAUUUAGACGUGCAGUCCAACAAAUCCGUCCACUGUAAAAAUUCGUUUUAUGUUAUAGAUAUUCCAAUAGAGAAAAAAUCAGUCACAAAUGAAAGAUCAAAUAAUAAAAGCAACAUGUGCCAAACGAAUAAAGUUAUUUCAAACAAAUCAAAGGAUUCUAAUUUAAACAAAUAUAUUUCAAAAUUAUCGGGUAUUAAACUGAAAGCACCUGUAUCGUCAGUAGAUGAUAUGUGGAAUACAAUAACUAAAAAGCAGGACAAAAAAAACGGUGACAAAAAAAAGUGUUUGUCAGAUUUUAAAAAUAAUAAUAAAAAUGCCAAUUUUAAUUCAAAUAAAAAUAUUAUUGAACUCAACAAUUUAUAUAAAACAUCAAAUGAAAAAACUUGUGCAAGUAGACAAACAGUUUUUUCUAAAUAUUUUAACCCUGAUAAAACAGAAAAAUGCCAUAAAACUGCAGAUUUUAAAAAUUUGCAAAAUCAAUUAAAUAGCAAAAGUACAGUAGAUUUAGUGCAAUUAGGCUGUAGAGAGAAAGACUUUGAAAACAUGUCAGAAAGUGAACACCGAAUUUGGACUUCUUUGCAAAAUCUUGACAUACCUUCAUGGUACUUGGCUUAUCCCAAUAAAAAUCGGGAUAUAAUUGGUCUUAAGAAUGCUCGAUCAGUAAAUGACAUUAUGGCUGAUAUUGAACAAUUAUCAUUACCAGGAGAACAGAGAUUGCAAAAAAAAUACAAUUUCACUAUAAGUGUUCCAAGUUUAACCUUGUUUUCAAACCUUAGUGAUGGGAAAAAAUUUGAAAAUGGUUAUGUAGAAAGUAUAAAAUUAGAAGCAGCAAAAAAUCAAAAUAAUUCCUUCAAUUUGACGUUAGAUAAUUUUUCCGAUAAGCAAAAUAUUCAUGAUCUCAGUCAAACAAGUCCUCAAAAAAAUUGCAGCAGAAUAGUUUUGAAACCUACUGUUUUUACCUCAUUGUCACAGAAACAUAUUAUUAAACACACGAAAAAAUGCUAUUUAGAAACCUCUUCUUCCUUCCUUAAAAACACUUCAACAAAAAACGAAUUAAUUGAUUGUAAACUACCGAGUGAUAUUAUCCGACAACAACAGACACGUACACCUUUCAGCAAGAUACAAAAGCAAUCAUUUAAUGAGAUUAUGCAUGAGGUUAAUGUGAAAUCAAUAGAAGAUAACAACGAUAAAACAAAAACUAAUAAUGAAACUAAAGAAUUCGAUGAACGAUUAGUUAAGCAACACGUAACCAAUCAGGCUAAUAUCUCUGUUGAAUCUCCAUUUAUCGUAAAAAUAAGAAAAAUUCACGAUCCAUCUGAAAUCAGAACGUCAUCGGACAACAAAAAAUUUUCAGAAUACGUUGAAAUACAAGAAACGCACUUUGGCAACGAAUUUUCAAACGUAUCCAAAAAAAAUUUCCAAAAUUUCUGCUACGAUUCUAGACCUCUAACAGUAAAUCUUGAAAAAAAUGUCAAUAACGUAAUGGAGAAUACUGUGGUAAAUGAAAAUAAGACUAUCAAUGAAUACGAUGUGUUGACAUUAAACAGUCGUAUAAAUGACUUAUUAGAUUCAAAAGUAUCGAACAAAAUUCCUGAGCAACAGACAAAAAAAAGAGAAUCGAUAGCGAUUAUUGCAUAUCCUCUCGUUGGAAAUGAAGAAACAACACAAAAAGAAGAUGCAUUUCAAAAAUCAUUUAAAUCCCGUACCUUCGGCGACGAUGCAAGUGAAAUUUCAGAUUCAAAUAGAAAACUAUCUAUUGACAAUAAAAAUAAUGAAACUGCUAACAAAGAAAUAAAAGGUUCUUUUUUUACCAGCAAAAAAACAUUUAACCUCAAUUUUGGUAUUUUCAAAAGUUCAACUAAAAAGUUUAACGGGACUCAAAAGAAAGAGAAACAGAAUAAAAAUAAAAACAUUAAAAACUAUUCUCUUGCGUCAUAUUUGGAAUAUACAGUUUAA
Molecule: messenger RNA, 2274 nt
Organism: Helobdella robusta
Lineage: Eukaryota; Metazoa; Annelida; Clitellata; Rhynchobdellida; Glossiphoniidae
Exons: 2
Coding region: 1-2274 (757 amino acids)
Source: RefSeq, a predicted model, not a curated record